GCUCAUGGCUCAUGGCCACAUUUCAUUAAUUUUAGAUACUGUUUCGCAUCAAGUAAAAAGGGGCUAUUAUUAAAAGUUAAAAAGCUUCAUCUUUUUAUUUUUGGUCCAAGUUUUAGAUUAUGUGAUACACAGUAGUACUGUUUGAGCCAGACGGAGAGAGGGAGAGGGAGAGAGAAGAUGAACAAUACCGAAGAAAUCAAAGCUCCUCUCAUCCAGAACUCUCGAGCAUCAAAUUCGGAAAGCUCCACCGACACCGAGAAAUCUCCGAUCGAGCAAGUAGCUCUAACGGUUCCGACCACCGACGACCCUUCGCUCCCGUGCUUUACAUUCCGAACAUGGAUUCUAGGGAGCCUAGCGUGUGUGGUCCUCUCAUUUCUCAACCAAUUCUUCUGGUACCGCAAAGAGCCUCUCUCGCUAACAUCAAUCUCGGCUCAGAUCGCGGUGGUCCCGCUCGGACACCUCAUGGCUUCGACGAUAACGGAGCGAGUGUUCUUCAAGGGGCGAAAGUUCGAGUUCACGUUGAAUCCAGGUCCUUUCAACGUGAAAGAGCACGUGCUGAUUACUAUCUUCGCAAACUCGGGUGCGGGUAACGUCUUCUCGAUAUACCUGGUUAACGCCGUGAAGCUUUUCUACAAGAAGGAGUUGAAUUUCAUGGUGGCGUUGGUCGUCGUUAUAACGUCUCAGGUGAUGGGUUUCGGGUGGGCCGGGUUGUUCCGGAGGUAUUUGGUUGACCCGGCUUCCAUGUGGUGGCCCCAAAAUCUCGUCCAGGUCUCGCUCUUCAGGGCACUACACGAGAAGGAAGAGAGGCCCAAGGGAGGAUUAACACAGAACCAGUUUUUCCUCAUUGCCUUUAUUUGCAGCUUCGCUUACUAUGUUUUUCCGGGUUACCUAUUUCCAAUGUUGACUUCCUUUUCCUGGAUUUGCUGGAUAUUUCCUACUUCUGUUCUAGCCCAACAACUAGGUUCAGGGCUUCAUGGUCUUGGAAUUGGUGCUUUGGGGUUUGAUUGGUCUAGUGUUUCCUCUUACCUUGGAAGCCCACUGGCCAGUCCAUGGUUUGCUACAGCCAAUGUUGCUGUUGGUUUUGCACUUGUCAUGUAUGUCAUUAUCCCCAUAGCUUAUUGGCUCAAUAUCUACAAGGCUAAGACGUUCCCCAUAUACUCAGAUGAGCUGUUCACUUCUACUGGCCAAAGCUAUGAUGUUUCAGCUAUAAUAGACCCCAACUUUCACAUUGACAUUGAGGCAUACAACCGUGAAGGCCCUCUCUAUAUGAGCACCUUCUUUGCUAUAACUUAUGGUGUCGACUUUGCCUGCCUUGCUGCUACUAUUGUUCAUGUGUUUCUCUUCCAUGGAAGUGAAAUAUGGCAACUAAGCAAGUCUGCCCUCCAAGAGAAGAAGAUGGAUGUGCACUCAAGGCUCAUGAGAAAAUAUAAGCAAGUUCCUCAAUGGUGGUUCAUGUGCCUACUUUUGGUUAACAUUGUGGCUACCAUAUAUGCCUUCCAGUUCUACAAUGAUCAACUCCAAUUGCCAUGGUGGGGCAUCUUGCUUGCAUGUAGUCUUGCCUUAUUUUUCACUCUUCCUGUUGGUGUCAUCACUGCCACAACAAAUCAGACGCCAACCUUGAAUGUAAUCUCAGAGUAUAUUAUCGGGUAUUUGUAUCCAGGAUAUCCUGUUGCCAACAUAUGCUUUAAAGUGUAUGGGUACAUAAGUUUGAAACAGGGGAUCGCCUUUCUGCAAGACUUCAAGCUUGGUCAUUACAUGAAGAUUCCUCCAAGAGCAAUGUUCAUGGCACAGGUCUUGGGUACAAUAAUAGCAGCAUUUGCGCAUUUGGGAACAGCUUGGUGGCUAAUGGACAACAUUCCAAACAUAUGCGAUAGGGCAUUACUUCCAUCAGAUAGCCCAUGGACUUGCCCUUCUGAUCAUGUAUUCUACGAUGCUUCUGUCAUCUGGGGUCUAAUUGGGCCUCAAAGAAUUUUUGGAGAUCUUGGCUACUACUCUGGCAUUAACUGGUUUUUCUUAGUUGGUGCGAUAGCUCCUGUCCUAGUUUGGUUGGCACACAAAGCCUUACCAGAUAGGCAAUGGAUUAGGCUUAUCACUAUUCCUGUGCUCUUAGGGGCAAUAAUUGAAAUGCCCCCAGCCACCGCUGUCAACUACACCAGUUGGAUUCUUAUUGCUUUCGCCUCAGGCUUUAUUGCUUACAGGUACUAUCGCAACUUGUGGAGUCGUUACAAUUAUGUGCUCUCUGGGGCACUUGAUGCUGGAUUAGCCUUCAUGGGAGUACUACUAUACUUGUUUUUGGGGAUGGAAAAUGUUAGCCUCAAUUGGUGGGGUAGUGACUCAGAUGGAUGUCCAUUGGCUUCUUGUCCAACAGAGCAAGGAGUCGUAAUCAAUGGCUGUCCAGUCCUCUAAGCAAAGCAUUUGGAUUUAUUGUAUGUUGAAUGGGAAAAAAAAAUGAAAAAUGAAAAAGAAGAAAAGAUAUUGUAUUCCUUCUCUUUUCGAUUCUUCAUCGUCGUAUAUUUGUAAAGCAACUGUAUAAUAAUGAAUCAAUGAUGUUGGAAAUACUUUAUUGUUAACCAAUAUGAAAAUUCUUUUA
Messenger RNA from Quercus lobata, 2590 nucleotides. Its product is annotated as oligopeptide transporter 7-like. The record is from RefSeq and is a predicted model, not a curated record. Gene Ontology annotation, molecular function: oligopeptide transmembrane transporter activity. The transcript has 6 exons. NCBI's taxonomy places the organism in Eukaryota, Viridiplantae, Streptophyta, Magnoliopsida, Fagales, Fagaceae. Gene Ontology annotation, biological process: transmembrane transport. Bases 178 to 2406 code for a protein of 742 amino acids.